GGUGGCGCGUGACAGCGGCGCUUUUGGACGAAGCUCGCGCUCCACCGCGCUUCACGCACCGCACGCGCGUCGACCCGGCGGCCGCGUCAGCGCGGGUGAGAGAGGGAGGCGGAGGGCGAGCGAGGGAGGGCGCUCAGUGUGGUCAGUGCGGAGGUCUGCACGCAGAGCGGAGCCGGAGCCGGAUCCCAGAGCCGCCGUCACCGCUCAGCGUCCCCGCGCCAGGAUGUAGCCGAGAGCCCAGGGGACAUGGGGAAGGACCAGGAGCUGCUGCAGGCCGUGAAGACCGAGGACCUGCUGACGGCUCAGCGGAUCCUGCAGAGACCUCGGCCGGGGAAAGCCAGUGAGUGGCCCCGCGCACACACGCGCGCGCGCGCGGCAGAGCUGUUAGGAGCGGCCAAGCGGGUCAACGUCAACAUCCAGGAUGCAGACGGGCUGUCGCCGCUGCAUCACGCCGCUCUGAGUGGAAACAAGGAGCUUAUCUCGCUGCUGCUGGAGGCUCAGGCCGCCGUCGACAUCAAAGACAACAAAGGCAUGCGGCCGCUGCACUACGCGGCGUGGCAGGGCAGGACGGAGCCCAUGAAGAUGCUGCUGAAGUCGGGCUCCUCGGUCAACGGUCAGUCGGACGAAGGGCAGAUCCCUCUGCACCUGUCGGCGCAGCACGGACACUACGACGGGUCGGAGAUGCUGCUGCAGCACCAGUCCAACCCGGUCAUUUCGGACUCGGCUGGUAAAACGCCUCUGGACUUGGCGUGCGAAUUUGGACGCGUGGCGGUGAGUGCGGCGGCGGCGGCGACGCGUGGCUCAACUCAGACCCACUCAGCAGCGGCCUGUCCCGGUCCAGGUGGUCCAGCUGCUGCUCAGCAGCAACAUGUGCGCCGCCAUGUUGGAACCCAAACCCUCCGACCCCAACGGCGUCUCGCCUCUUCACCUGGCCGCCAAGAACGGUCACAUGGACGUCAUCCGGUAAGAGCGCGGCAACGCGCCUCGCCUGGGAUCCGGACCCAGUCCCGACGGCAGCUGUGGUCCCCUGACAGGUUGCUGAUCCAGGCCGGGAUCGACAUCAACAGGCAGUCGGAGUCGGGCACCGCCCUGCACCAGGCCGCCCUCUGUGGCAAGACGGAGGUGGUGCGCCUGCUGCUGGACAGCGGCAUCAGCGCCGGCGUGCGCAACACUCUGAGCCAGACGGCGCUGGACAUCGUCAACCAGUUCACCACCACGCAGGCCAGCCGCGAGAUCAAGCAGCUGCUGAGAGACGCCUCGGCCGCCAUGCAGGUGCGGGCGCUGAAGGACUACUGCAACAACUACGACCUGACCAGCCUCAACAUCAAAGCCGGCGACAUCAUCACGGUGCUGGAGCAGCACUCGGACGGCCGCUGGAAGGGCUGUAUCCAUGACAACCGCACGGGAAACGACCGAGUGGGCUACUUCCCGUCCAACAUGGUGGAAGUGAUCAAGAGGGCAGGCCACUCCCCCUCCCUGCAGUGCCACACCCUCCUGCUCCGCCGGCCCAGCCCCCGCCCCACCAGCCCGCAGAACGGCCACACCCCCACCCGAGUCCUGCCCCUGCACCUGCCCGCCCCUCCCCCCACCCUGUCCGACACCGCCUCCCUCCCCCGCUUCUCCUCCUUCGGCUACUUCCCCCUCCCCAUCUCGCCCCCCUCUCUGACCGCCCCUCCUCUCUCCACUUCUCAGGAGCCGCCCAGUCAGACAGGCUCCAGGGCGGCCGAGCUGAGUCCCCAGGGCUCCCCCACGCUGGGGCACCAGAGCAGCACCAGCGAAGACAUCUGGGUCCUCCGCAAGCCUCUGUCAGGGGGCGAGCGCAGCGGCAGCGUGGGCAGCAUCAGCAGCGCCCGCUCCUCCUCCUCCAGCCUGCAGGGCUCCGGGAACACCCACGUCCUGACCACGCCCGCUCCAAGUCCUCACCCGGCUCCCACGCCGGGGGUCAACACGCACGGACUCAGCGCCCCGGGACUCAACGCUCAGGCCGAGGGAGUCAAGCUGCUGGCCACGGUCCUGUCUCAGUCCAUGAAGGCCAAGGAGCAUCUGCUGGAACAGUCUCAGUCGCUGGAGCAGCCUGGAGGUGAGUCUCAGGCCUGCGCCCGGCGCUGCUGCUGCCGGCCAGCAGGUGUCUCCACCUGCCCUCAGACGCAGAGGUUUCCCUCAAACGUGACUCGUCUCUCCACGGUGGUGUUUUUCUCAGAAUAUCUCUCCAGGUUUUUGGGUCAACAGAUCAAAUGUCAGUUGUCAACAACAUGUGUUUUUCGCGUCUCUUCUUCCUGGCGGCCAGCAGGUGUCUCGGCGCGUGGCGUCCCCGAGCAGAGGUCGUUUGAGAGGAAGGCCGAGGAGGAUGACGGCAGAGUGAGUGGCCUCCGCCGCCGUCUGCUCGCUGGUGCGGGCGGCAGCUCUGGCCGCGCUCAGCAGCGCUGUCUGUGCUCUGUGUUGCAGAAGCAGGCAGUGGUGGCGUGGCUGGCUGAGUCCCAGCUGCAGUUCUACACCGCGCACUUCCUCACCGCUGGAUACGAUCUGGACACCAUUAGCCGCAUGAGCCCCGAGGACCUGACGGCGAUCGGCGUGAUGAAGCCGGGGCAUCGGAAGAAGCUGACGUCAGAGAUCAGCAGGCUUCCGUCCUGCGACUGGCUGCCGGAGCACAAGCCGGCCAACCUGGCCGACUGGCUCUCGCACCUGGGGCUCAGCCAGUACUACCAGGUCCUGGUGCAGAACGGCUACGAGAACGUGGACUUCAUCUCCGACAUCAGCCUGGAGGACCUGCAGGAGAUCGGCAUCUCCAAGCUGGGUCAUCAGAAGAAGUUGAUGCUGGGGGUGAGGAGGCUGAAGGAGCUCCAGCAGGGGGCCACAGGCCCGGACUCCCCUGUGUCCCCGCCCCCCAGCCCUGGGGCCAGCAGCACGGAGGCCAAGAGGCCCAGGGAUGGGGUCCCCAGCCCGCUGGCUAGACCUCGCCCGGGCACCCCGCCUCAGACCCGGGGCCAGCAGGUGGCGUCCCCCCGGGCCCGACCCCGCCCCUCCACCCAGACGGCGGAGCCGCCGCUGCUGCGCCUGCCCGGCGAGGAGGAGACCUCCAACGACGUCAGCGUCAACCGCAGCCAGUCCUCCGUCGCCCUGCGGCCUCGCAGGAAAGGUCGGCCGCCGACGCCGCCCAAGAGGUCCUGCUCGUCGAUCACCGGCGGCGAGGAGGAGGAGGAGGAGGGGCCGGCCCACGGGCUCCUGGGGCCGCCCACAUUCCGAGAGCGGCGAGCCAGCGAUGGAGGCGGUCUGGGCGCCGCGCUGAGAGCCCAGGAGUCGUCGGGCCUGGAGAGGUCGCAGGGCUCGUCCGGCAGCGUGCGCAGCCUCGCCGCCAUGCUGGAGACCUCCAUGGUCAGCGGAACCAGGACUCUGCCCAAGAACAUGGGCAGCAGCGCCAGCUACCUGCAGGUCAGCCCGCCCAUGCUCCGGCGCCAGGCCCGCUCAGGUGGACUCGGCUCGGAGGAGGAGGACCUUCUCAGUCGUCGGCGGACAAUCAGCGGGCCGGAAGGUCUCCGGAGCGACCCGGUGGCACCGACACCGCAGAAGCGGCCGGAACCUCGACCCCGCUCCAUCGUGGGGACGCCGCCGUCAGAGGGCGCCGGCGGCACCAGCACGCUCCGGCGAAAGCCUCCUCAGCCGGCGGAGGCGCCGGCGAGCACGGCGACGACUGUCGUCACCAUGACGACCGGCACGGACACCAUCCGCAGACGUCCACGCACCACCGAGCACGGCAAACCCAGCGAACUGCAGCAAAACGGCGGCGUGGUUCUGAGACGGAGGCCCGCAUCUGAAACGCCGGAUCGGAGCGAGAAGACGGCAGAGACUUGCGAGUGGAUGGAAGCCAGGAAGUCUCUGAAACCACCGGUCUCACCCAAACCCGCCGCCCCGCGGAAGAGUCAAGCCGACCCCCCCACCCCGACCCGCCGGGUCCCCAUCCCUGGACCUGAACCCGCAGACCCAGCGCAGAGUCCAGAGCCGAAGCGGGUUCCUCCGCCCGUCUCCCCAAAACCUCGCGGACCCCCCACGGCCCCCAAGCCAGCCAAGGGGGCGGUGCCUGCCGCCAGCCCCACCCCGGCACCCAGACCCACCUCCCCUCACCCCUCCGCUCCCCUCCCUGCUCCGGACACGCCCCCCGCUCCGUCUCUCUCCCCCGGACUCCCGCUGACCUCCCCGGCCCAGAGCCCCUCUGCACCGUCCCCUCACCCGGUCAAACCUCCCCGCUCCUCCAUCGCCGGCCUCUCCAUCGACCUGCUGGGAGGACGGGCGGAGGGGGAGGAGGAGGAGGAGAACCUGGCACAGCUGGAGAACAGGUCCAGGGAGGAGGUGAAAGGUCAGCAGCGGCUGGAGGAGACCAGCGCCUCCCUGGCUGCGGCGCUGCAGGCCGUGGACCACCCACUCCACUCCGGUAACAAAGCCACCGUCUCCAUCUUGGACGACAUCGGCAGCAUGUUCGACGACCUGGCGGACCAGCUGGACGCCAUGCUGGACUGAGCCUCCUCCGCCCCGGGGCCAGGGGGCGUCGACCUCCGCGGCCUUGCACCAAGAAGCACAAUCCCUUCCCUGGAUCUCCGGAGUCCAGACCGGAGCAUAUUGCUGCCGGAGAUGAAAAGAAGCACAUGACUGAAGAGGAUCAGGAAAGACUGGUCCCGACCCGCACGCGUCGUCGUCGUCGUCGAUCGUGUCGUCCUCGCUGCCGUCAGUGUCCUCCUCGUGCCGUAGCUAGUCCGGGCGACGCGUGCGGAAAACCAACCAUAUGCAAGAAACGCAGCGCGUGUGGCUCGCCGUCCUGCUGCCGUGACCGUGACUCCUCUCUUCCUGCAGCCUUGGACCCGCCCCUCUCUUCGGUUCUCCUGGUUCCGUGGACUCUGUGCCUUGGUCAGUUCCUCCGCUCCUCGUGUUUCUCUGGUGUUUCCUUCCCAGGUUGUGAGUGGCUUGGUCUGAUCCAUGAGUUGCGCCCCGCCCCGUGUCCGGCGCCCCGUGUGGGACGCAGCUGGAUGGCUGACAGACGCUGCACGUACGUCUGUGGUGGAGUGUUGUUGUGACGGGCGCCGCCUCUCUGUACACACGUGAUGAGAAUAAAUGUCCCGUCUGACCCUGGCGUGGCUCGUCGCCAAGUCUGAAGGAAGCAGAGUGUCUUCUUUGAGUUUCACUUCCAAAUGUGGGAGAAACGACAGGCUGAGGCUGGUUGACGGCAGAACUACAUCUCCCAUCAUGCCUCCGAACCAUGGCCCGCGGUGCAUGCCGCUUGGACAGCCGUCCCUGUAACGCUCCGUGUGCGUCCGUCCCACAACAGGCGUGCGUGCGAGCGUGCGUGCGGGACUUGUCAAACGGCACAGUCUCACCAAACGGCCGGGAAAAGGAGGCUAAGCUAACGCUAACGCUGCUCCUCCUUUAAAGGGCGGGACUUCCGGUAGCAACUCGGCGAGCAUGACUGACGUCUGCGGGUCACGUGACUCACAUCCUCAAAUGAAAAGUCGCGUCACGGUGCUCGAAACUUGUCCCGUCCCACUCGGAGACACGUGUCACGUGACGUGCGGACGACGGCGGCUUCCGUUUGGACACGCCCUCUCGGACCCCUUUAUAUGACGAGGCUUCCGGUUCGAGUCCUCUUCUCUUCCGCUCGCCUCGCUCUGCUGCGGCCAUCGUCCUCACGCGGUGCGUGGCGGACGCUCGCGCGCCGGCCUGCUCGCACAUGGAGCGUGUGAUCCAGUCAGUUUCUUCCUCUGGCGCCGGCCCGCGGCGUCUGCAGCUCACGCGGCCGCCACGUGGAUCCAGCGGAUGAUGCCCCGCCAGAGCCGCGGGUGGCGGUCCGGACCCAUGUGGCCGGGCCGCCUCUUCCUGAGCGACUCGCCGGCGCCCCAGACCUGGUGAGACCCGAACCACCGUCGCCCUCUGUGGUGGGCUCCAGUCGGACCCAAAGCAGCCUGUGGCUGAAGUGAGACGACUGUGCUGCUCAGAAGCGUGGCGCUUCUGGGCUCACAAUAAAGGGCCACGGCCCCCGAGUCCCACUCACAGCUGGACAGGCUUGGUUUGGUGCUGAGGAGACCGACGGAGCUGCAGCUGACCAGCCUCAGUUGUGACUCCUGUGCAUCUGUUUUCAGACGAUUCUGGAGCCACGUGGGGACCUGGUAUGAGAGCUGCUGCUCCUGAUUCCACUCUGCUCUGAGGCCACCUGGUUCUGCAACAUGGGCCCAGCAGAGGAGCCCUGCACGGCUGACCUCUUCCUCUCAUCCCGCAGAGAACCUGGACCCCUGUGAGGACCGGCUCCUGGACAGCAGAGGGUCGAGCGUGAGACCCCUGUGAGGACCGUAGAUGCCAAUGUUGUUGCUGAGACUGCAGUUUGUGUGACAUGAGUCUUCGCAGUGGAAGCUCUGGCUCCACAUGUUUCUCUGUGAAUAAAAGCCUUCCGUCGUCCCUGG
This is a messenger RNA of Synchiropus splendidus (mandarinfish), 6440 nucleotides long. RefSeq names its product caskin-1-like. NCBI's taxonomy places the organism in Eukaryota, Metazoa, Chordata, Actinopteri, Syngnathiformes, Callionymidae. The record is from RefSeq and is a predicted model, not a curated record. The transcript is spliced from 21 exons. Bases 247 to 4512 code for a protein of 1421 amino acids. Gene Ontology annotation, molecular function: protein binding.